Cottoperca gobio is the source of this 2503-nucleotide messenger RNA. RefSeq names its product mitogen-activated protein kinase kinase kinase kinase 3-like. Lineage: Eukaryota; Metazoa; Chordata; Actinopteri; Perciformes; Bovichtidae. Gene Ontology annotation, molecular function: MAP kinase kinase kinase kinase activity; ATP binding. The record is from RefSeq and is a predicted model, not a curated record. Gene Ontology annotation, biological process: intracellular signal transduction; protein phosphorylation. The transcript has 6 exons. Gene Ontology annotation, cellular component: cytoplasm. The coding region runs from base 1209 to 1532 and encodes 107 amino acids.
GUGAGGACUUUGCCGUGGUGCAGCAGGAGAUCCUGAUGAUGAAGAACUGUAAACACUCCAACAUCGUGGCGUACUACGGCAGCUACCUCCGCAGGGAGACGUUGUGGAUCUGUAUGGAGUUCUGUGGAGGAGGAUACCUGCAGGACAUCUACCACAUAACUGGUCCACUGACGGAGUCCCAGAUCGCUUGCGUUCUGAGGGAAACACUGCAGGUAACAUCCAUCAGAUCCUUCGACCCUCAGGUAACAUCCAAUCAGAUCCUUCGACCAUCAGGUAACAUCCAAACAGAUCCUUCGACCAUCAGGUAACAUUCAAUCAGAUCCAUAGACCCUCAGGUAACAUCCAAUCAGAUCCUUCGACCAUCAGGUAACAUCCAAUCAGAUCCUUAGACCCUCAGGUAACAUCCAUCAGAUCCUUCGACCCUCAGGUAGCAUCCAAACAUAUCCAUAGACCCUCAGGUAACAUCCAAUCAGAUCCUUCGACCAUCAGGUAGCAUCCAAACAUAUCCAUAGACCCUCAGGUAACAUCCAAACAGAUCCUUCGACCAUCAGGUAACAUUCAAUCAGAUCCAUAGACCCUCAGGUAACAUCCAAUCAGAUCCUUCGACCAUCAGGUAACAUCCAAUCAGAUCCUUAGAUCCUCAGGUAACAUCCAUCAGAUCCUUCGACCCUCAGGUAGCAUCCAAACAUAUCCAUAGACCCUCAGGUAACAUCCAAUCAGAUCCUUCGACCAUCAGGUAACAUCCAAUCAGAUCCUUAGACCCUCAGGUAACAUCCAAUCAGAUCCUUCGACCAUCAGGUAACAUCCAAUCAGAUCCUUCGACCAUCAGGUAACAUUCAAUCAGAUCCUUAGACCCUCAGGUAACAUCCAAUCAGAUCCUUCGACCAUCAGGUAACAUUCAAUCAGAUCCUUAGACCCUCAGGUAACAUCCAAUCAGAUCCUUCGACCAUCAGGUAACAUCCAAUCAGAUCCUUAGACCCUCAGGUAACAUCCAAUCAGAUCCUUCGACCAUCAGGUAACAUCCAAUCAGAUCCUUCGACCAUCAGGUAACAUUCAAUCAGAUCCUUAGACCCUCAGGUAACAUCCAAUCAGAUCCUGAGACCCUCAGGUAACAUCCAAUCAGAUCCUGAGACCCUCAGGUACCGGGUGCCGCUGACCAGUUCAGGGAUCAUUUGUUGCCAUUUUGCAACACAGGGUUGUUUAAUGAAAUGCAGUUGUAUCUUAGUGAGACUAUAGCAGUGUUUGUUCUGCAGGGACUCGUCUACCUGCACAGCAAAGGAAAGAUGCACAGAGACAUUAAGGGGGCGAACAUCCUGCUGACUGAUAAUGGAUACGUGAAACUGGCGGACUUCGGUGUGUCGGCUCAGAUCACCAUGACGAUCGCUAAGAGGAAAUCCUUCAUCGGGACGCCGUACUGGAUGGCUCCUGAGGUGGCGGCGGUGGAAAGGAAGGGCGGGUACGACCAGCUGUGUGACAUCUGGGCUGUCGGCGUAACCGCCAUCGAACUGGCAGAACUUCAGCCGCCCAUGUGAGGGAAUCAUAACGAGCGUGAAUCAUAACGUGGGUGAAUCAUAACGUAAGUGAAUCAUAAUGAGCGUGAAUCAUAACGUGAGUGAAUCAUAACGAGAGUGAAUCAUAACGAGCGGGAAUCAUAACGUGCGUGAAUCAUAACGUGAGUGAAUCAUAACGAGCGUGAAUCAUAAUGAGCGGGAAUCAUAACGUGAGUAAAUCAUAAUGUGAGUGAAUCAUAACGAGCGUGAAUCAUAACGAGCGUGAAUCAUAACGUGAGUGAAUCAUAAUGUGAGUGAAUCAUAACGAGCGGGAAUCAUAACGAGAGUGAUUCAUAACGAGCGUGAAUCAUAACGUGAGGGAAUCAUAACGAGCGUGAAUCAUAAUGUGGGUGAAUCAUAACGUAAGUGAAUCAUAACGAGCGUGAAUCAUAACGUGAGUGAAUAAUAACGAGAGUGAAUCAUAACGAGCGGGAAUCAUAACGAGCGUGAAUCAUAACGAGCGUAAAUCAUAAUGAGCGUGAAUCAUAAUGUGAGUGAAUCAUAACAAGCGUGAAUCAGAAUGUGAGUGAAUCAUAACGUGCGGGAAUCAUGACGAGCGUAAAUCAUAACGAGCGGGAAUAAUAACGAGAGUGAAUCAUAACGAGCGUGAAUCAUAAUGUGAGUGAAUCAUAACGAGCGUGAAUCAUAAUGUGAGUGAAUCAUAACAUGCGGGAAUCAUAAUGAGCGUAAAUCAUAGCGAGCGGGAAUCAUAACGAGCGUAAAUCAUAACGAGCGGGAAUAAUAACGAGAGUGAAUCAUAACGAGCGUGAAUCAUAAUGUGAGUGAAUCAUGAUGAGCGUGAAUCAUAAUGUGAGUGAAUCAUAACGUGCGGGAAUCAUAACAUGCGUGAAUCAUAGCGAGCGUGAAUCAUAACGAGUGGAAAUCAUAACGAGCGGGAAUAAUAACGAGAGUGAAUAAUAACGAACGUGAAUCAUAACGUGAGUGACUUCAGC